Molecule: messenger RNA, 1031 nt
Organism: Chondrus crispus (carragheen)
Lineage: Eukaryota; Rhodophyta; Florideophyceae; Gigartinales; Gigartinaceae
Exons: 4
Coding region: 57-605 (182 amino acids)
Molecular function (GO): acetyltransferase activity
Source: RefSeq, a predicted model, not a curated record
CAUAAUCAGUCCCACGGAGGAUGGACAACCCCAACAACAAAUCCGAGUUUGAGAAAAUGGUCUCUUGCGAGUUGUACGACUGCGACGUUCCUGACCUCUUUGCAAGACGAGCCAAGGCGAAGAAGCUUACCUUGGAGUACAAUACAACUAUUGGCUAUGAGAACGACCUCGAGAAGCGACAGGAACAUCUGAAAAAGUUGUUCGGCAAGGUUGGACCGAAUUGCAUCAUCGAACCACCCCUGCAGGUGGACUACGGCGAAAACACAGAAAUCGGAAAAAAUUUCUACGCAAACUUCAACUGCGUCAUUCUGGACUGCGCGAAAGUCAUAAUUGGUGACAACGUCCUCCUCGCACCGGGCGUGCAGAUCUACCCCGCGACCCAUCCGCUCGACGUCGAAACGCGCCAUAGAAAGGGGUUAGAAAUGGCGCACCCAAUUACUAUCGGCAGUGAUGUCUGGAUCGGUGGAAACGCCAUUAUCCUUGACGGUGUGACAAUAGGUGAUGGCGCUGUCGUCGGGGCUGGGUCUGUCGUUACGAAGGACGUCGCCCCAAACACUGUCGUUGCAGGCAAUCCUGCACGCGUUCUCCGCACUAUCGCGAAUUAAGUCACAUGCAGUUGGCUCGCCCGGCUCCUUGCUAUCCACCGCCACAAGGCUCGAAACUUGUCACUCGGAUGUCAAAUUGACGUCGCCAACAGUCAAUUCCGAUGCCAAAUUUUGGACAACUCUUUAUUUUCUAGUCCAAAAAGAUGGGGGUGUCGCUGCUGAAGGAAUGCCGUUGUCAGAAGAUGUCUGGAUUGAACUAUUGAUGUGUCUCCACUUGUAGCUUCUGUGGUGGUUUUGUUCCAGUUUCGAAGUGCCACAAUCCUAGCCGAUCUGAACAAAAGCAUCAUUCAAAACCAGUUGUAGUUAGUCUCCAGCAGAACGCCAGUCGUCCGCGGUUUCUAAUCUCAGAUUAUCAUGACUCGAAUUACCUUCAGUAAUAAGCAGGAGCACCUGAGUCUGAGACGACAAGAAAACUACUAUGACACA